Molecule: messenger RNA, 699 nt
Organism: Pelagomonas calceolata
Lineage: Eukaryota; Pelagophyceae; Pelagomonadales; Pelagomonadaceae
Source: the annotation of a GenBank genome assembly
AUGUCGGACAGCCCCCAAGCAGCACCACAGGCUGACGCCGCUGCAGCCAGCACCACCGGCGGCGCAGAAAAUGAAGAAGACGAGUGCUGCGCCAUCUGCCUCGACGCAUUGAAUGACGAGGUCGGUCGCCCCGAGACGUGCCGCCACCGCUUCCACCUGUCGUGUUUGCUGGAAUGGGCACGCAUCAACACGCUGUGUCCCUACUGCAAGGGCGCGUUCUCGGCGGUCAUUGGCGACGACGGGAGCCGGACGGACAUCGCGCCCGUGGACGACGACGACGACGACGACGAGAGCGAGAGCGAAGACGAGGACGUCUGCGCGGCCUGCGGCUACGGCGGCGAGCUCCUCAUCUGCGACGGCGAGGGCGAGGACUGCGUGGGGCUGCUGCACGUGGCCUGUGCGGGUUUAGAUGAUGUCCCGGAGGGCGAGUGGUUCUGCGCCCCCUGUGAGGCGCGCAGGGCCCGCAGGGCGCGCCACGAGGCCCACGCGCGGCGCGUGGCGGAGGCCGCAAACGCGGCGCCGAGUCCCGCGCCGCCGCGGCGGCGGCGGCGCACGUCGGCGGCGGCGCGGCGCGCGCGGGCCCGCGGCGCGGCGAGGGACGCGCGGCGCGCGUGGCGCGAGCCGACGCCGCCCGCGCCGGCGUGGACGCAGCCGGCGCCGCCGGCCGAUCUGGCGGCGGCGGCGGCGCGCUACCUCGGG